AUGCCUUCUGCAACUGUGAGCUCAGGCUUUGCCCGUGACAUUGUUGACACGGUUCCCAACCACGCUGUCAACGGUCAUGGCACUACCAAGCCCCAAUGUCGCAAAGUCGAUGUCGCAAUCAUUGGAGGUGGAUUCUCAGGUUGUUAUCUCCUGCACAAGCUCAGAAAACAAAACUUUAGCGCUGUCAUUAUAGAAGCUGCCUCAGGUCUCGGAGGUGUCUGGCAGUGGAACUGUUACCCGGGUGCCAGGGUCGAUACACCAGUUCCUCUAUACGAGUACUCGAUAGAAGAGGUAUGGAGGACUUGGAACUGGACUGAGAAGCUCCCGACUGCGACUGAGCUUCAGAAGUACUUUGAACAUGUCGACAAGGUGCUUGAUCUCAGCAAGGACGUCAUCUACAACACCAAGGUUACAGACGCCGCCUUUGAUGAUGCCACAAAUAAGUGGACAAUCCAGACCGACAAGCAUAUUAGAAUUGAGGCAAGCUGGUUUGUCCCAGCUGUGGGCUUCGCCGCCAAGCGAUCAUUCCCCGAUUGGCCCGGCUUGGAUGACUUCCAGGGCGUUAUACACCACUCGAGCUUCUGGCCACGCGAUGGCGUGGACUUGCGUGAAAAGCGUGUAGCAGUCGUUGGCACCGGAAGCACAGGUGUUCAGAUUGUGCAAGAAGUCGGUCCCCAGGCCAAGUCGCUGGUUCUCUUCCAGCGCACUCCAAAUCUGGCUCUCCCACUUAACCAAGCCGAGCUCACCAAAGAGGAACAAGAUUUCGAAAAGAACUCGUACCCCGAGAAGUAUGAGGCGAGGCUUCUCAGCAAGGGAGGCUAUGACUUUAGCCCGUCUGACCUGGGUACAUUCGUUCAUAACGCCGAAGAAAGGAGAGCAUUCUUCCAGGACAAAUGGGAUAAAGGCGGGUUUCACUUCUGGACCGGUGCGUAUGGGGAUCUCUUGACGAAUCUUGAUGCCAAUCGCGAGGCCUAUAGUUUCUGGUCCAACAAGAUCCGAAGCGUGAUUAGAGACCCCACCAAGAGGGAGAUGCUUGCACCCUUGAAAGCGCCUCAUCCCUUCGGCACUAAGCGUCCAGCCCUCUUUCGCAACUUUUACCAAGUCUGCGAUCAAGACAACUUCAGCAUUGUCGAUGUGAACAAGACCCCGGUGACAAAGAUCCUUCCCAAUGGCGUCGUCACAGCAGAUGGAACAACCUACGAGAUUGACGCCCUUAUUCUCGCCACUGGCUUCGACGCUAUCACAGGAGGCCUCAAAGCUAUAAACAUCCUUAACAGCGCCGGCAAGACUCUUUCAGAGAACUGGUCAAAUGGAACAUGGACGAACCUCGGUCUGAUGACAGCCGAUUUUCCCAACAUGUUCUUCAUGUACGGGCCCCAAGGUCCAACAGCUUUGUCCAACGGUCCAACCUGUGUUGAAAUCCAGGGGGAUUGGAUCGUUCAGGCGGUCGCUAGUGCUAGGAAGGCUGGAAAGCAGCGUAUGCGUGCGACGGUACAGGGACAGGAGAGGUAUAGAGAGUUGGUGAACGAAAUGACGGCGGAAACACUCUUCCCGAUGGCGAAUUCGUAUUAUAUGGGCGCGAAUAUUGAUGGGAAGCCGAGAGAGGCGCUGAACUUUCCGGGUGGUAUUCCGCUGUAUAGAGAGUUGCUUGACAAGUCUUCUGAGAAUGGUUACGAGGGAUUUGUAUUUGAGUAG
This is a messenger RNA of Fusarium odoratissimum NRRL 54006, 1695 nucleotides long. RefSeq lists its product as uncharacterized. Lineage: Eukaryota; Fungi; Ascomycota; Sordariomycetes; Hypocreales; Nectriaceae. The coding region runs from base 1 to 1695 and encodes 564 amino acids. The transcript has a single exon. The record is from RefSeq and is a predicted model, not a curated record. Gene Ontology annotation, molecular function: oxidoreductase activity.